Messenger RNA from Seminavis robusta, 366 nucleotides. The record is from the annotation of a GenBank genome assembly. Lineage: Eukaryota; Bacillariophyta; Bacillariophyceae; Naviculales; Naviculaceae.
AUGAUUGAUUUUUGUUCUUCCUCUGACUUCCUGUUGCGUCUCUCGUCACACUGCAGUCGUACUGGUCGAGUGUCAUCGGUUGGUCGGUUUGUCAGAGUUGAGUGCCCAGCGGUCGGAAUCGAAGCGUGCCCAGCGGUCGCGGUCGGUCGGUCGGGUUGUCGUUGCAAGAGUCGAAUGGAGUUGCUGUGGCGCGGCUACCUUCAGUGGAUCGGUCGAUUAUCCUUGGUGAGGAGCGUGGUCGGUCGCGUAGUAUUGUCGGUUGCGUCCCAAGGAGUUCUCAUCAAGCAGUGGUCUGAACACAACAAGUUUCGUCGCGGUGUGAGCUGUGGGUGUUGUCAUUGCAACAAUCGAUCGGAACGUGGUUAG